CCGUGAUAGAAGACAUGUUGGCCAGCUGGGCGCUUCCCUCCGUAUUAUCCGAGGUGGGCGACGAAGAAUUUUUGAACAAAGCGGGCGGUCGCGGAGGCACCAGCACGGCCGCGGGGGGCGCUUCGGUUUCCGAGCAGGGCGACGAUAACUCCGUAGGGGGCUCGAAGAGCGGAAGGAGGAGGGGAAGAGGAGGUACUGGAGGUGCCGUUGUGGGGACGAGCAGCAACAUUGCGCUGCAACAUCAAGGUGGAACUACAGCUGAGGUUGUGAUGAACAGCAAAAAUGCUGGCAAGGGAAAUAAAAUCGACGAAAAAGAAAACGCAAUUAGUAGCAAAAAAGGACAAAACCAACACGAUUAUGUCGAGCACCAGCCCCAUUCGGCGAAGUUGACUACUACCAAUCGCUCGGGCAGGAGUAAUACCUCGAAACAGGCGAAGAAAACCACUUCCGGCGCGGUUCAUCAUCAUCGGCGGCCCAGAUCCCGGUCCACGUCGCGUAGCAGCCUGGAACUGACGAGCGAUGAAGACGAAGAUUCCGAGAAGAAUAAGUCCUCGCCCGGACUGCGAUCGCUCCAGCUGCAGUCGCCGCCUGACAACGAGGACGACAGCAACGCGAAAGCGUCCAGCAAGAGGGGACAAAACCGGACCCGCUCGAGUUCCAAAGUGUUUGACGAUGGGACCAGCGACGAAGACUACACAUCGGACAGCGCGGUCGUGGGAGCACAUUCUUCCUCCUCAGCACAACUACAACAGGUGGGUAAAAACAACAAACAGACAGGGGAACUACAAGGGGAAUUUUUGAACAACGACAUCAAGACGGGCAGAGAUGAACCCCAUCUUCCACACGCCGGCCAGACCCUGAAACUAGCCGCGGUCCAAGCAAUCGGAACAACAAAUUCUGUGCAGGGUCGUGGUCGUGAUAGCACGCAGCUGUCCAGAAAUAACGCGAACAGCAACAACAGUGGUAAGAACAACCCAAAGGGUCAAAUGGCCGCCGCGCUCAACCGAAAUAACCUGCAAAAUCACGCGCUGCGAGCAAAAGCGGUGGAGAACAACCAGCAGGGCGAGCAACGAGAGCAAGCUUACAGCUUGGACGCCCAUUAGAUAUAGGGGCGGUGAAUUUCGAGUGAUUUUAGAGGUGGCAUAGAAUCGCGGGGCCGGUCUUUCGGGUGGUUAUGGUUCACGGGGCAAGGCCUAGCACAAAUAGAGGUGAUGGCGACACGGGGCUCGUCACCACGGCUCCCUGACAUUGAUUGCAAUCCCCGUCCCGGCAACGCCCAACCUACCACAUUUUUCCGCGCCUUUUUUCGCGAAGCAAGUCUUUUGGUGGUUUCAUGACUUUAUCCUUUCCUUCUUAACAGUUCAACUUCAGCGUUUCAAUUUUGGACAACAAAAUCGCGAUGUGGAGUGCCGUGCUGUUUCGCGCGAAAAACCCGCUUUAAAGUACCCCCUUUACCGAUGGUAUGCUGCGAUCGGUGAGUUUGGCGGUGAAUUUAGAAAUUGGUGGGCGGUGAAUUUAGGAAUUUUUUGUGAUUUCCUAAAUUCACCCCGACCUGAUUCUGGAUUCCAGACCAUCACCAAAUCAACACUCAUUUUGCAUUCAUUUCUAAAUUCACCGGAGUCGGAGAACCACACUCAAAACGAUCACCGCGCAUUUGCUUCAGAAAAUACGAAACAUUUGGCGCAUGCACGCACAAAUACAAAACCAACAAAAUGCAAGCACGCCACAAGGCCGCGCGAGGCAUUGAAUUGCUAUGACUUGCCGCAGCAGAGAAGGCGUCUGACAGAUCAGGCGCCCGAGCCCGACAAGCCAUCCGAAGCAUUUAGAAAACAAAAGCAACUGCGCGAAGCUAUUUCGCAACCCAUCAUCCUAAGGGUGGGGCGCUGACAAUGACAAUGACAACUACACACUGAGGCGCCCCAUCCCGGUCUUUUUUUUGCUGGAAAAAUUCCGCCACCACCGGAAGCCUUUUGGAACUUACGUCGCUACGACUAUUCCGUCGGGUGGAUGUCGAUAUUUCCGGGAGAAAAUAUAAUAUUCGCAGCGCCACCUAUCAAAUUCGUGCAGACCCCUAAAAUCACGCGAAAUUCACCGCAGAGAAAUCUAAUGGCCAUCCAAGCUGUAAACAAAAGCGGUGGAGAACAACCAGCAGAUCGAGCAACGAGAGCAGCCGCUUGCGCUGCGAACAAAAGCGGUAUGAACGCACAAAAUACAAAAAGGGGACAGGUAAAUUUCCUGAAUAGAGUCGAAAUCUCGCAGUUUUAUUUCGCCGAUUUCGGUUUUCGGGAGGUGGUUUUGGGAAGGUAGGGAGGCUGUUUUCCGGCCGCUAUUUUUUUUUUGUAGGCGGAAAAACAACUUACUAACACCGAGAAAAAGGCCACUCAAUUUCCCGACUAAGGCGAUUCGAUUUGCCGACCAAGGUGAUUCAAUCUGCCGACUUCGGUUUUCGAGAGGUUGGCCACCUCUCGAAAACCAAGAAUACGAACGGAAAAGCCAGCGGCUUUUGCGUUCGUUUUCUUUUUUAUAAACGAAAAAGCAGCUUACUGAGAUCAGGCCUCCGCCUACAAAACGCAUGAGCACCAGCGCCCGAGUGAGCUUUUUCACGGCGCUGAGUCCUUAGCCAAACAUCGGAAAAACCUAAGCCAUCCUCACCGAAAACGGGAUCGCCCUUUUCACCACAACCCAGCGCGAAGCUUUUUCACCGCGAUCCGUGAGCAAAUGCUCUCUGCGAAGGUGCUUGCGGGUUUCGGUGCAGAUGCGCAGGGAAGUCAGCGAAUUCUGGAGAAAGCUCAAGGACUUCUGCACGGCAACUUCUGUCUAGGUCUCUGUAAGGUCAAGGACUUCUGCAGGGGUCUAGGUCUCUGUAAGGUUUUUUUCGUUUACAACAAAAAACGCGAGCGCAGAAAUCAGCUCUUCAAAACCAAAUUUGGCAGAUUGAGCGCCUUAGUCGGCAAAUUGAAUUGCCUUCAUCUGGAAACUCAGUUGCCUUCGUCUAGAAAUUGAAUCGCCUUCAUCUGGAAACCGAAGCGCCUUCCUCUCGGUGUCAGUAGGUUCUUUGCCCGUCGACAAAAAAAAACACCUCCCGAAAUAAACCAACCCCCCUACUUUCCAAAAACCACCUCCCAACAACCAAAAUUGGCAAAAUAAAACUGCGGGAUUUCGAUUAUAUUCGAGGUUUUUACCUGUCACCUUUUUGUAUUUUGUGACUUCAUAAAAAGCGGUGGAGAACAACCAGCAGAUCGAGCAACGAGAGCAGCCGCUCGUCGCCGGGCUGAAGCGCCGGUAUUUCCGCGUUCGCCGCCCGGAAGCCGACUUCGUCACGUUGUAUGACGUAUGGAUUGCAAAAAUGUCUGGGUCGGGAAGAUUGCCAGAUUUGUCAUGCAGAUUUGCCAUGACCCAUGAAGUCUGGUAUGUAGGACAUAGCAUGACAGAUUCUGCGGGACCUUUCUAAUGCCUAUCCUGCAUGAGAGACUGCCUCUCGAUUGGGUCAAAAGUGCACAACUUCUGGCAAUCAUGCAACACAGUUUUUUGCCUGAUUCAGAUUUAGCAUGACAAGUUGCAAUCAUCCAGACCCAGACACUUUUGCAUUUGAUAUGACGCUCUGGUCGCGGAAAUGCACCAGCUGCAAGGGCGGUCGUCGUCGAAAGUUCUCAAUCAGACUUCGAAUCCAACAGGAGGAGCUACUAGUACAACUUCCAAGCAUGAUUUUGUUUCCGGUGCUGGACAAAGCAUGAACACGACCCGCGACCAGUUCUUUCCGGCCACUGUCGCGGAACGAGUGGAGUCGUUCGAUCUGGAUCCAGCUUUCUUCUUCGGCAAGCCUGGAACAAAGGAGAACAAGUUGGAGAAGAAAAUUUUAUCUCCCACCAGCAACGCAAUUCCAAUUAUGUCGCCGAAAAGUGGUAAUAGAUCCAGCUCUAGUUCCUCGUCGAAGUUCACCGCAGAUGAGGAGGAUGAGGACGAUGACGACGAUAUUCUGAGUAAAAACGUCCCCACCCCAUAGUUGUGAUGCAAUUCCGCAUGCCAAAAAAGUUUCUUAUGCGGAGCCCUAUGCGAAGCAUUUUCCAGUCGGGUUUUGGAGUAUGUGAUGCUAGAGUCAGCAUUCUAUGCUAGAUCUGUGAUGCUUCUUAAGUAACUAAACAGGAGUACACUACGCGGACAAACUUGUCAUGCCAAACAAGCAAAGUUGGCUGAUUUGUCUAGCAGAUUCCCCAUCUUGACUCUGGUGUGGGGACGUUUUUACACAGGAUAGACGACGACCUGCAAAUCGAGAAGAUCGAGAAAAUGAAUAUGACCUGCUCAAACGUUACAAUCUCAAACGUUACAAUAGAAUCUGGAUUUUGUAUUGCAUGACGAGCAUGAUAGACUCGGACAGCAUUCCCGUUUCUGCAAUACAAAUUUCGCCAGAUUGUAGUGCGGUUGCGGACUCCGAAACUUGUCAUGCGCAAUCCGAUGGGACUUGGCUAGAUCAUGCAGCUCUUGCAUCACAGAUUUCCAGACUCUAUUGUAACGUUUGAGAUUGUAACACGACCUGAGCAGGUUAUAAUGAACGAAAAGGACAAACUUUUGGAAAACCCGAUCAUGCAGGUACCGCCCGGUCCGGGCGAGCGCGAAGUAGAUCUACUUGAUGCAACACCCUUUGAUGUUGUUGAAAAUCAGAGCCAAAGUGGCCAGAACAUCAACAUGAAGCAAAGUACUUCUAGCGAGAUGAAGAACAACAACACCAGCACCUUGAAGCGAUUGAAGUCGAUGGAGGACCAGGAAUUCAGUUCGUUUGACGACGAGGAAUACAGCUACAAUUACAACGCACCGGUCGAAGCGGCGAACGCUCACAUUGUCGUCGAGGACGAGGACGAAGAGGAAAAGUUGCACGGAUUGCCGCCCCUACUGCCCUUCUACGACGUCGACGACAUCGGGCAGGAAGUUGCUCUUCCCUUCGAGGAGGAGGACCGUGAGCGCCUUUCGGACGACGGGCACUUGUCGUUCCUGGACAGCGAACACGGGAGUCGCAGUCUCCAUGCAGGAGGAGGAGGACAUUCACAACUGGCGCGGCAGGCGCACGGAUCCACCUCGCAGCAGCAGCAAAACCGUACAUCGACUUUGAAGCUGAACACCGCGAAUUUGACGCAAUAUAACGAGUUGGAGGCAAAACAGCGGGUGUCGGAGCGGAUCACGCCGGACGAGCGCGUGCGUAUCUAAUGCAAACAUGUAGUCCUCUCGCAAAUGCAGAAAUUUGUCAUGCACUUUCUACCUAACGCACAACGUCUGUGAUGUAUGCCGUAACAUCACAGAGUUGCCGGGAGCUUCGUGAUGCCUACCUCGCAUGAGAAAUGCCGUCUUGUAGUUGUGCAGCGAAAUCAACUUGCGUGCUGUUCAUACAACACAAAUUUUCGUAGAAUUCAAUGGCAGCAUGAGAAAUUUGCAGCUUUCCUGAUUCAGACCACAUGUUUGCAGUGUAUAGUGCGUUCCUUGCUGCAGAAGCAGACAGUCAAGAAGGAGGCGGAGUCCAGUGUGGGCGUGACGCCGUUCAUGGGUCUCGCGUCCGAGGCCGCUCGCUCCGGCGUGUCGGGCGGGCAGAACGCGGGGAGCGGUUUAGAAAGCUACAAAAAUAAUGCUUUGUCUGGGCACCACCACGACCACCGAUCGUCGAAAAGGCUCAAGACGGCGGCGGGGGCCGCGCAACAGCUGAACUAUGGUAGCGGUGUACCAGGAAAUGGACCAGAUGGCACUACAAACGGCAGGACUACUGGCAGCGUGCGCGGUACAAACGCAGGGGCGACUGGAACAACGAACGUGCUGCAUGGUGCGAGCCAGCAGCUGGUUCCCGUCCGCGCGAUGGCCAGCACGGUGACAUCGAAGAGCGGGCACGGGCGCGCCGCAGCGGUGCAAAGCAGCAAGGAGACGGAUUCCAUCUACAUCAUGCACGCGGUGUCGUCGCUGGCAAGCAGCAGCGAUAACAAUGACCUGGAGGAGGUGAAAAAGCGCCACGCGGAGCAGAAGGCCCUGCAGCAGAGCGGCAACGAGACGCUGCGUGAGGCCAUCGGGCACCGCGAGUGGCUGGUGGAACCCAUGUUGCAGUGUCUCACUUGGUACGAAAUGUAAAGAUGUCUGGGUCUGGAAAUUUGUGAUGCUAAAAUGUGCAAGAGGAAUUCACUUCCUUAUGUAGGAAAGCAUGACAAGAUUACAGCACGCCUUCUCAUACGAACUCCGCAUGAGACUCUGCGUUUUUGUAUGAGGACAUAAGGAGCCACCACUGUUCUUGGUCACGCAAUACAGAUUUCACAGGAAUUGGAAUGCAAGACCAGCAUUACACUCCAGACCCAGACAUUUUUGCAAUCCAUACUUGGCGAGUUUGGAAUGGUAAUGACGGUGCGCACCAAAUCCAAAUGCUGAUAACCGGCUUGCCCUUGGUGAAGGCGCUCCUUUCCGUGGCCUGGCUGCUGGAUUUCCACAACCUGCAAGGGAAACUGCUGACCGCAAUGCAACCGCCUGCGCUAGUAGAGCAGGCUAGUACGGGAGAAGCAGGCGCGGUUGCGGCGGGCCAAAAUACAUCACUGGUCGAUGAGAAGAUGAACGGGGUACAGUCGCCAUCCGCUGUUGACUUGCCAAAGCGGCCGAGCGCUUCGGACGUAAAGGCGAUUCUGGCCAGCGAAGUGCAGCCGUUGUCGGCGGAGCAAGAAGCGAAGAUCGUUUUGCUCGGAACUGCUACUACUGCGUCGAGAACCUCCGCCGGGGUUCUUUCAAAGGCCCCGAACAAGAAGAGCCCGGUUCCGCUGAAGCACCAAGCAAGCUUCGAUUUAGACGCGCUGAUGACCGAGGAAAAUAAGAAGGAAUUGCAGCAGGGAAAAGGAAAAGACACAACGUCGUCCCCUGCGGGUAAAAUGCAGCAGACAGCAGAGGCUUUUAUUCGAUUUGUGGAAAGCGAUUUGAACUUGGCCGGUCUGUUAGUCAAAGAGUUUGUUUCUGGAAGCAGCCUACUUGUACGGGAUAGCGAGGAGAUUCCGCCCUGGUUUCCGGAUCGCUCAACGCGAGAGGCGGUUUACGUCGUAGCUACGAUUCGGUUUUACGAAUCCAUGUUAUUGGCACAGGAGCAGGAGGUUCUGAAUUUACCGCAGAAGCUUCAGCGACGCGGUCCUGAUAGUAUAACCGAAGGCACAAAGAAAGACACAGAGAUUCCAACCGCGACCACGAAAAAUAUCACACAACUAUUCGUCGAAAGUGCCGUCAUCGCUACAGCACGCCAGCUCAUGGUCGCAGGUCACGACGAUUUUCACCAAAAAGGCGGCGCAGCAGCAUCGCUAGCAACUACGGGAGUACUAAAUCCUUCUUCUUCCGAAAAAAAUCCCGUUCUUUCCCUGCUUCCCCACGACGCAGGACUUCCUGCGCGCAGACUGGCCCUUGAGUGGCUCUCGAAUUCGCUCGUGUGUGACUGGCAGACCUGCUGGUUGCGAAACUUCCCCCUGUUGUUCCAGGUUGUGGAUUCUCUCGUGUCCUGCACUGAUUCGAAUAGAAGCACCCUAGCCCCCGAGCACCAAUUGGGCCUUGCCGAAAUCGCAGUGAGCCUGAUCGCGCAAUUUCUUGAGUUGCUCAAGGUAGAUUACGAGCUUUGCUACGAACAGGAACUGAUCCGCUUUUUUCUGAUGAAGCGCGGCGCCGCGAAAAUCCCGGGGAAGCUGUUGCGCGUCAAGUACCGCGCAAAAGCAUCGAAGAAGACGACCAGAAAUGGUGGAAGCAAGAAGAACAGUGGUAGAGUGGGUACUAGGGGAAGAGCGACGAGUGCAUCCAUCGUUAAAGCCGGAACUACAACAAGCAAGCACGACGUUCUUUCCAGCAGGAGCGCCCGUAGUUCGAAGCACGAAUUUUCCUCGUCGUCGGAAGAUUCGGAGAGCGACUCCGACUUCACCUCCUCGGACGGAAUCAGUACCUCGUCCUCCUCGGCUCGGCGCACCAGCUCGGAACAUUCAGACCUGUCGUCGGACUCGGAUUCGCAGCGAGCGCGCAAGAAGGAGUGGUAUGCCAAGCGGGAGUUCGCAUCCGCGAAGGCCGUGUUCUCUUCUAGCAGCGGCGCCGAGGAUGAACUGCAGCAAGGGGACCUCAACCUCCGCCACCGCCAAUCCGAUCGGCGCUCGGUCGGCGGUCGAAGUGCGCGGGGCUCGAGUGCGGCCGCCUCGGCUGACGAGGGGCCGCAGACGGCGCGGUCCAGUAAACGCGGCGGUGGGGCCACGGGGAAUAACAACAGCGUGGCUCUCCAGCAGGAGCAGCAGCACCACUUGGCCAGUCGGGGGAUUUGGUACCCGGAUAUCUCAGAUCAUGUCCUGCAACACAUGCUGUUUUCAGGGCGCGCGGGGGUUGUGCAACCCUCCAUCGACUCGCCGCCCCUCACGCCGGCUCUGGAACAGGUUGGUGGAGGUGCUGCAGUUGGUCCUGUACAAGCACAACUACUAGGUGGUGCGACAUCGAACACUAGCGCCGUGGGCGACCUGAAAGAAAAAAAUCCGAGCAAACCACUUGAUAGCACCGCCAGCCUCCAGCACGUGCAGCGGGUACACGUUCUGCGCAGUCCGCGGCCGCAACAGCGGCACUUUCUCCUCGAGAACCAUAACGAGCUGGUCGAGCGUGUGGCUUUGCAACAGGAACUGCGCGAACUUUUGGCAAAACAAAUGGAAAGCCAGGAAAAGCAAAAUCCCGACGCGAAGUCACCGAACUCCACUGGUUCAAACAGUAUGUUGUUUGCAACGAUCGGCACUGCUCGUCUUCACGAAGCCGAGGUAGCCCGCUUCAACAAGGCGAGGAGGCGGGCGUUCAGAAAGGUGCUGCGCAGCGCGGAAAGCCGGUACGACGCCGGCACUGCAGAGCUCAAGGCGGCAUUCAAGGCGCAGUGGCGGACGCUGUACGACCGGUACCGCCUGCCGAUGUGGCGGGCCGCAGGGCGGUUUCUGCUGCAUCUCUGUCUGGUCUGCGACCGCGCGACGGGCGCGGUGCUCCACUACCUCGGGAAGCUCGGCGCCGCGACUGCUGCGAGGUCCACCGGAGCCGCGCACCAGCACAGAAUGUUGUUGAGCAAGGAGGAGAUGCUGCAACAUUCAUCCGGUAGUACUAGUAAGGCUGUACUUUCGAAAGCUGCCAACGACACCGGCACCUCCCACGACUUGAAGGCGGCGGACCGUGGUCCCUCCGCCGCGCAAUUCGCGUCGAACUCGGGACUUUCGCCACACCGGUUGGGCGAGAUCCUGCCCCCCGAGGCGCAAUUUCUCUCGGAUUUCCGGGCGGGGUUCGUGCGGUUUGUGGAUCUAGGUAGUAGUAGUAGUUUCUCCCUGCCAGCAAACAGCAGUACCAUCGACGAGGAUAUCAAUAUCCUAGACGCGCCGGAAAGUAUGGAAGACUACUUUUCCAAGCACGUGUGGCAAAAGUUCCUGCAGGAAGCGAAACCUGGCCUGGAUCGCGAAGAAGCGUUUCGGGAAAAGUUUGGCCAGCCACCUGCUAGUAGCGCAGUUGGAGUGCUGGCCCACCAGCACCCUGGGAUACCAAUUUCCGGCGCAGGAGGGCGCGGCGCCGCGUCCCCAAGAGGCGCUGCAGUUCAACAUCUUCUCCCGACGGGAAACAGCAGCUCUUCUGCGCACCAGAAUACCAAACCUGGUACUUCUAGUGCCCAGUCGCACCACCAGCAAAACAACUUCAAGAACCUCCAUGAAGCUGCUGGUGCGCCGCUGAGGGAUGCAAAUGGAAACGUGAUUGACGCGCGCAUUCACCACAUGAUCUCUCCCACGCCGAAUGAACUGGAGCAAGAGGUCGAGUCCGCCGUGCGUCCGCUGUUCGACAUAAGUGUUGGUGACCAACAUCAGCAAAAUGCAGCAUUGAUCAGACGGGAACCUUUCACCUUCCAGAACAACACCCUCGACGCCCAGCACCACGGAAAUAAGAACUACACGCAGCAGCAUCAGCCGAAGCGCUCCCUGGCCGCCGGGAGCAAAGCCUGGGGCAACCGACUCGGAUCCGAGAUUGACCGCGCAAACCUAGCGCUCGAGCACGAGUCGCAGCGCCGCUCGGUGGAGACCCACCUGCGCGCGACCGCAGGUCGGGGCGGGGCGGGAGAAGCGCAACAACCGCUGCACCAGCAGUUGAGCCUGCAGGUGGGCAGGAUCACGCUGCCUGGGAAGAACAACACGGCGAUGAACAACCAGACGGAGAGAGGCGGGAUGAAGCCCGGUGCAGCUGCUCAUGAUGUCCCCCCCGGUCCAGCAAAACAAGCCUCCUCGGCGGUGGCUCGCAGCAAGCCCAUUUUGCGAAUUCGGGGCGCCCCGGAAGUUCCGGAUAACAACUACCCGGCCAAAAACAUGCCUCCGCUGGACCCGGGAAAAAUCAUUUUGCCCGGCGGUGGUGCGGCCGCCAGGGCGGCGAAGGCCUCCGCCGCCCAGCGGAAACGGUCCGAGACGAGUGGUUUGCUGGGGAGCCACCUACAACAAGGUGCAGCCGGCACAGCAGGUGCAGCAGCUUCUAUGCAGAAAGUUGCUGCGGGUGAUCAUGUGCAGCCUCCACAACUUGUUUCUGCAUCUGCGGGAACAUCUAAGCUACACUCGGGGAUGAAAAAACCGCCGCCAACGUCGGGGGGAAAUGCAAAUAAAGCAAGCAAAGCGGCGGGGGCCGCGGGUCGUGGGACUACAGGAAAGGCGAAGGCCAGCAAGGCGAAGGGGGCCGCAAAGCGAAAACCGCGGACGGCCGCUGACGACUUCAUCGUGGAAGAUGAUGCCUCGUCCAGUGAUUCUGAGGAACUACGACGCAAACGGAGGAAGACAACGAGGGACCUGCUGGGGUGAGAUCCAGUUGAGAAUGAUCAUGGUUGUCGUCGCUGUGAAGUAUGGUGUGAACUGAAACCUCAAAUGAUUAUAUCACUGCCUGUGCGCGGCCGUGUGCCUGUAGUUUAAAUUGUUGCAGGGUCGCUAUAAGUACUCCAUUUGGCGGAUUUUUGCCAAGAU
This is a messenger RNA of Amoebophrya sp. A120, 10973 nucleotides long. The record is from the annotation of a GenBank genome assembly. Lineage: Eukaryota; Dinophyceae; Syndiniales; Amoebophryaceae.